AUGGCGAGUACAACGCAAUCUCCACAUUGGGAAACGGUUGGGAAGGCAAAGAAAAGUGGCAAAAGCCAAAUUCCUCACCUUACACGGAAUGAGAAAAAGCAAUUUAUUGAAAAUAUGCCCAGGAUCGAAGCAAGUAAACCACUUAAAGAAUCUGUGACCAUGUAUGAUGCAUUUUUGGAAAAGGAAAGGAAGGAGGAGUUAAAAGCUAGCAAAAGUCAUGAAAAAUCCUCACCAACUAGUACAGCAUCUAACAGAGAUCAAAAUGGUAAAGCUGGUGGUGAUAGGAAAACUGUUCAGAAUAAAAAGAAGAAACCAGACCAGGAAAAGAAGAAACAAGUGGACUAUGCUGAAGCAAUAUCUGCUAUCACCAAAGAUGAGGUGAAGUCAACCUUGACCUUGACCCAGACACGGUUCCCUGACAACCUGGAAGUAUGGCUCAAAGAUCUGGCAUCUUUCUUAAACCUGAAAUUAGAAAAAGUGCCAGAGUCUGACCCUGUCUUCACUAACAAACCCAAAGAUUUCCCACUGUGCCACCUUGAUCGUCAUUGUCAACAAACAAUCACAUCUGUGAUCAAGCAGGCUUCCGAGGACACCAAGGAGCAUAUGUUUUAUCACUGUGUGAAUACCAUGCUGACGGAGCUGAACAAGGGAAACUCCACCCUUGGGUACCGUAUCUUUAUUCAACUGCUUGUUAAAGUUAGACCAGAUGUUGCUUUGUCCAAACUGGCCCAGUUUCUGGAGCUUUUGAAGACCAACCAGAACAGGUCCAGUAGAUGUUUGACCAUACUUUGGUCACUUGGGCAGUGUGGUCACCUUGACCUGAAAUGUGGACUGCGAACGUGGAUUGAAGUGAUGCAGCCGACCCUGAAGGUGCGACCAGUGGCUAAUUAUUGUGUAGACUACCUGGAAGAACUGCUGGAGAAUAAGAAAGCCCUGAGUACAGUGUAUGGGGUGAUCAGUGUUCGGGAGUAUUUUUACUUACUUGAUCUUAUAUUUGGGGACCGUCAGAUGCCAGGAGACCUCAGUAGAAAGCUGCAAACCCUCUACCCUGACAUCAAGACAAUUGUGUAUGGUGGUACCACAGCUAACAUGAGAAACCUGUUCCCAUCGUAUCUAACCAGAGCUACUGCCAACACUUCUCGUCUGAUGAUGGCUGAGUUGAUGUCAAGCCUUCUGUACUGUCUUUCAACGGAUGAACAAUGCUACAGUGUGUGGGUGCAGAUGUACACCAAGUACAUACAGCAGUCCAGCAUGUUAAUGCAGUACUUGCUUGAUACCUGGGACACCUCAAGCAAAAUUCUGGACAAGAAGUUACUAAAGAAGACUCUUCGUUCUUUCUCCAUCACCAAUGAUGAGCUGGCUUCCCGAGGCAAAUCCAGUGUAGAAGGGCUGGAGCAGUGCUCUGUUGUUUGUAAGGAACUUCAACAGAAAUUGGAUCAGACUCGUUUUCCAUGGGCAUGGCUGAUGUUUUUGUUUGUUUCCUUGGUUACUGCAAUCGUCGCCUAUGACAUUUACAUCAGCACUUCUAUAAAAACAUCCCGGACUAUGCAGUUUCUGGAGGAUUAUGGGAUCUUGCCAUUUGCAGAACAAGUGUGGGGACGGGUUCACCUCUACACUUCCAUGGCCUACGGAUGGGUCUGUGUCAAUGUGCCACUUUACUACGGUAAGAUGCAAGCAUCUGUGGGCCCUUACAUGUGGCAGGCAUGGACACGGCUGCUGCAGUUCUGGGGCCAAUUCCUUGAGUUUACAGCGCCAUUCAGACUUUGGGCUACAUUAAAGUUAUCGCAGUGUUUAGAAUGGAUACACGGGCUGUCACCAGAGCUAUGGACACAACUUUGGAAUUACAUAUGGCUAUCAUGGGAUUUCUUUAGGGACUACACCUUCUGGAUAGGUGGCCAAAUGGCCAACCUUCUUUAUAUCGCCUACCACUGGGUGGAAGAAAAUAUUAUUUUAAGUGAAUAUACACCAGACAGUGUACAGAAAGCUCUCACAUCAGGAAUCUCUUCCCUACAUCAUGCCUCUUCCAGCCUCUUCACCUGGUGCCGACAGACAUUUCUUCUAGUAACUAAUGGAUCUUAAAGCAGACUUUUCAGAUAAAAUAAAUUUAAAAAGUUGCUUUCAUCAUUUGCUUUGAAUGUAGGUCAAUUGCCUGAAUAUUUUAAGAAAUGUUCUGAAAUUUGAAUAUAAGUGAAUGAAAUGAUUUUGUGUGAGAUAUACAAAUUUUUACAAGGAUCCUGAAAAAUUUUGAUACUUAAAUACUUGACUAAAUGUGUACUUAAUGCAUUCAAACCAAAUAGUCUUCGAAACCAAAAUGUCUUCAACCAGUCAAUCUAGCAGUCUUUCUCUGUACACUUUCAUUAUAGAUAUAUGCACAAGUUUUUGUUGGACUGUCCAGAUAUAUUUUUAUAUCAUUGUCUCAUAAUUAAGUCUAAUAGCCAUAUUGAAAUGGUAACAUAUACUUCAUCUGAGACAAAUGGAUUGGUUUGGUUGCUGUGUUUAAUCACCAGUACUUUCAGAUCAACAAUUGUAAACAUAAAACACUGAGGCCUCAUUCCUGUGUUCAUUCAGAAAAUGAAUCAAUUCUGAAGUGAAAUAGAUCAUUAUUAUCAAUUGAAUUCAAUUGAACAGUGGUUGUAUGAAUGUUGCUUUCCAACAUUGUCAUAUGUUAAGUUUUGAUCGUGAAACCAAUCUGGUAUCCUAUGUCACAUUUUACAUUGCAUGCAUGAUUUUAUUUAUACAUACAUACAAUCAUUCAAAACUUUCCGCAACAUAGAUAUAUCACAAUUACUGACUGCAGCAACACAUCACCAACCUCAACUAUGUAAAAACAAAAACAUGUAUGAAAAUUUAAUGUGUUCAUGUGAAAAAUUUCAACAUGUCUUGUUGCAUAUGAAAUAUGCUUUAAAUUUUAUAGUAAUUUCCUUUCUUAUAGUUAACUUUUUCACUUUAUUAACAUUGUUGUGUUUGUUUAUUCAGAAAAUAUCUGAAAUUUAUUCAUUGUCAAACAUUCAAAGCAAUUGAUGGAUCGAUAUUGGAGAAGCCUUGGAAUUUGCUGGCCUCAGUAAUAAUUAAAUUUGCUUGCUUUGCAAGUUUCUGGAAAAUGUCUCAUAUUCUCUUCUCAAAACUUUGUAACUUUCGUUUCUGUGAAAUUCUCUCAUACUGAUGUAUGCAUUGUGCCAUAUGGGUCUUAAAGUGUCCAAUGUUUUACUGGAAGAUAAACACCCAACCUAUUUUCCACUUAUUUGUUUCUGUUGGUCAAUUUUAACCAUGUGUUAUGGCUUAAACCACCCAAAAGUGCUGUAAGCCCAGUGGGGGUUAGGUAAGGGGAUAAGUUAGCAAACACGAGGCUUACUAGGUGUUUUGUAACUUAAUUAUCUAAGGGUUGAGGUCCUCCUAUACACCAACAAUGAAGAUGAUAUGACAUUGUUGAUGUAAUGUCACUGCAUUGUUACAUGAUAUCACACCAUGGUUGGGGGGUGUUCUCUGGGUGCCAACAUUUCUUUUCACAUAACUGUCUCUUAGCUGGAUAUUUACCUGAGAUUUACCUGUGUUUCUCAUAACCUAUCUUCACAUGAAUGAGAUAUUUUACUAAAUAUAUAGAUAUAUUUGAUGAAAAAUACUGAAUACUUUUACUUUAUUCAGCACAUACAUAAAUAGAUUAAAUUAUUACGUUGAAUGAUUUCGCACAACACCCAAACAUAUUUCUAAAAGCAUUAAUAACAUGAAGAGAAAGUCAUCUGAAAUAAAACUAGAGUAUUUGAAAUAAAGAGAGAAAGUAUGUCAUUAUGGGUUAAGAAAUUGUCACAUUUCUGGUAUUUGGUAUCAAAUCUACUAAUUUAUCUAUAAGAAAUUAUUAAAAGUCAUUUCAGUUUCAUUUGAUUUUAUAAACUUUUGGCCUAAGGGCCCAUCAAUACAUUAUGUGUACACAAACACACAGUACAAUGUAUAUGUGAAUAUCGUCAAUAAUCAAGCAUGUGAUAAUAUAAAUGUUUGUUAUUUAAACUUCACAAAAUUAUCAUAAAUAUUGUAUUCAAAAUAAAACUAAUAUUAAGACAUCCAAACAUUUCAUAAGAUAUAUUAGAUAUAUUUCUUCAUACUUGAUAAGGGUACAGAGAAUAAUAUCGAUUAAAAUGUGAAUAUUGUUUAGCAUAUCCUUAAAUAUUUAUAUGUAAAAUGAAGAAUCAUAAACAAAAACAUUGAAAAAAAAAAUAACU
Messenger RNA from Ylistrum balloti, 4214 nucleotides. Its product is annotated as transmembrane protein 214-B-like. Gene Ontology annotation, cellular component: Golgi apparatus; endoplasmic reticulum. The coding region runs from base 1 to 2079 and encodes 692 amino acids. Lineage: Eukaryota; Metazoa; Mollusca; Bivalvia; Pectinida; Pectinidae. The record is from RefSeq and is a predicted model, not a curated record. The transcript is spliced from 16 exons.